Messenger RNA from Oryzias melastigma (Indian medaka), 1793 nucleotides. RefSeq names its product claudin-4. Gene Ontology annotation, molecular function: structural molecule activity. Gene Ontology annotation, cellular component: bicellular tight junction; plasma membrane. The transcript has a single exon. The record is from RefSeq and is a predicted model, not a curated record. NCBI's taxonomy places the organism in Eukaryota, Metazoa, Chordata, Actinopteri, Beloniformes, Adrianichthyidae. Gene Ontology annotation, biological process: cell adhesion; bicellular tight junction assembly. The coding region runs from base 476 to 1450 and encodes 324 amino acids.
UAACUGCCACUGGGUGUGGCGCAUCUGUACCUGACCAAUAGCACACACGUGGCUGGUUGGGUGACAGAGGAAGAGAAGAGAAAGAAGGAAAGAAAGGACAGAAAGAAGGGGAGGAGAGGGAGCUAAUUAGUCAUACAAAGAGGGAGGGACAGACAGAUGGAAACUGCCUGUAAACAAAUGAAGUGAAAACACCUGGUGUUUGGUAAAAGUUACCGAAGGCAGAAGAAUCGACUGAACCAGUCAGACAGAGCUCGGCGUUCUGAAAGCAGCUGUAUUUAAAAAAAUAAAAGCACAGCCAUGGAGAGGUAUGAAAAAGACACGGAGAGUUGAAGAAGAUCGAACAAAGGAAGCUCUCGGGUGACCCGUGAUCUGAGAGACACAGCUGCAAAAGAAAAAAUCCAGGAAACCAAACGAGCGCUCCUCUCAGGUCUGUGAACAUUAAUUAAGACGUUUCGGCGACCUCUGUUUCGGCAUCAUGGCCUCCACCGCGAUCCAGAUGCUGGCCAGCGUCCUGUGCCUGGUUGGUUGGGCGGGGACCAUCAUCUGCUGCAUUCUACCCAUGUGGAAGGUCACCGCCUUCGUGGGCACCAGCAUCGUGACCUCACAGAGAGUCAUGGAGGGCAUCUGGAUGACUUGCAUAACGCAAAGUACGGGACAAAUACAGUGCAAGCCUUACGAGUCCGUCCUCGCGCUGACCUCUGACCUUCAGGCAGCGAGGGCUCUCACUGUCCUUGCGAUUCUUACAGGCGCUGCAGGCUUCAUUCUGGCCUUUGUUGGGGGAAAGUGCACACGCUUUUUGGAUCAUGAAGAAGGCGGGAAAAAGGAAAAGGUGGCUAUUGCAGCAGGUGGGGUGCUGCUAGCCUCCGGGCUCUUCUGUCUGAUUCCCACGUCUUGGACAGCCGGGGUGAUAGUGAAGCGCUUUUAUAAUCCUUCUUUGGCUAAUCAGCCGCGGGAGCUGGGGGCCUGCCUUUACAUCGGCUGGGCUUCAUCCAUCUUGCUUUUCAUUGGAGGCUGUUUGUUAAUCAAUUCUGCAUGUUCGCUCAAAUCCCACAAAGCUGACAAGAGUCCCUCUGUUCACUACCUGGUGGCUCGCUCCAACGGGUCGACCCAUCCGGGUUCUGGGUACAUCAGGGUACCCUCAGCAUCCCAUCACCCUGCCAGUGUCAUGACGUCCAAACCUCAAAGCAACAGGGAGAAGAGUACAAGCCCUCCUCCUUACACAAAUUCUCCGUUUAAUCCUCUGCCUAAAGUAGAGAUGACGGAGGAGUCAGAGAGAUCGUGGGCGCCGCCAUCAGCUGAGCCUGAGAAAAGACCAGAGUCACCGAUAUCAGAACUGAGCGAGGCACUGACCACGAAAUCCCAGCUGAAGAAAAGAGAAAUGUUGGACAGUUCAUCAGUCAGUGGUGAAAAUGAAGACGCCACCAUAGAUGGAGCCAAAACUUAUCUGUGAUGUAGAAAAAGAUGAAUUCAAACACUUAAAUAUUUUAUUCUAAAAAGCUUUGUAUGACCUCCCUGUAACCUCUUAUUUAUGAAACCUGUUGGGAGUCAUUUUGUUUUAGAAAUUUUUGAAGGAAAAACGGAAAUGAAGGAAACCAUGUUUUUGUGCUCUUAAACUGACUAGGAAAGGUGCUUCCAACUUUAAAUUUUUACUGUAAAAAUCAUAUUUGCUUAGUUUUUUCUCCUGUGAGAUAACCAGAAAAAAUGUUUUAUCCCACCUUCCUUCAUUGUUUUUUUAUCAUUAAUUUUUAAAAACUCCUGUCAUGUAAUUCAUUCUUAAAGGAAGUCAAAAGGAA